Molecule: messenger RNA, 1368 nt
Organism: Plasmodium reichenowi
Lineage: Eukaryota; Apicomplexa; Aconoidasida; Haemosporida; Plasmodiidae
Exons: 2
Coding region: 1-1368 (455 amino acids)
Source: RefSeq, a predicted model, not a curated record
AUGAUUUGCAUGAUAUUUUAUGUUCUUUUCGUUUUAUUACUACAAGAUAUAAUUAUAUGGAAAAAUAUUAAUGUUAAGUGUUAUUUAAAAAGAAAGGAAUCUAGUAAUAUUAAGUGUAAUUUUAAUCUUAUUGACAAUUAUGUAAAAAGAAAGAAUUUUUUUUUUUUGAAUAACAAAUCAUGUUGGAGAUAUAAGGAUAAAGGAAAUGAGUAUGAAAGAAAAUUGAAAUAUACACAUAUGGAUAUUAAGAAUAAAAAUAGAAAGUAUAAAUUAAAGAUGAAUACAAAAAAUAUGGUAAAAGAAGUUGUUAAAGACAUACAAGGUGUUUGGAAGUUUUUUUUACCUGUAUAUAUAAUGGAUAGAGAAUUUAAAAGAGCUAAGGAUAUGAAUCCAGAUGAGAAUUAUAAUAAUAUAAAUAAAAAUACAUAUGACGACAAUGAAGAUAAUAGUAAUACAAAUGAUGAAAUGAAUGAUGAAAUGGAUGAUGAAAUGAAUAAUAAAAUGAAUAAUAAAAUGAAUAAUAAAAUGAAUGAUAAAAUGAAUAAUAAAAUGAAUGAUGAAAUGGAUGAUGAAAUGGAUGAUUUAGAAGAUAAUGAAAAUACAGAUAUGGAUAUAAAUAAUAAAAAUAAUUCAGACGAUGAAAAUAAUUUAAAUUUAUUAAGAGGAGAAAGAUUACAACCAUUACCUAUGUUUGUUUAUAAUUAUGAAAACAUUGUUUCCGCCUCUGAUUGGACUUAUGCUUAUUGGUCCAAUGAAUAUGUUGAAAAAAAUAUAUUUGAAUGUACUAUAAAAAUAAUAAAUAAAAUGAAUAGUAAAUAUAUGAUUCUUUUACAAGGAUAUUUAUUUUUAUCAAAUGUUAAUGCCUUAAAUGAUAAAAAUAUACGAUUAGUACCAGCACAAAUAUUUACAAAUAUAUUUCUAGCACAUAAUGAUAAUGUAGAUGAAUCAUCCUCUUUAAUACCUCCAAAUGUAAAAGUAUAUGAUAAAAACGGUAAUGAAGUCAAAGAUGUUUUAAGUAUUUUAGAAAAGAAAGACCCAGAAUUUAAAAAGGAGAAAAGAAAAAUCGAAUCAUUCCUAGGUAUAAAAAAAUGGAAAUAUCUAGGUAUUUCCACUGCUUAUAAAAUAGUAGGAGAAGGGAAAAAUAUGUUUAAUAUAAAUCAUAUGUUAACAGGAAAAGAUGAAAAUAUUUUUUAUAAUAUUAUGGAUUUUGAUACUAUUAAUAAUAAUUAUAACAAAGAAGGAUUUACACAUUUAAAGGAAGUCUUUAAUUCUUAUUUUCAUAAACCUUCCAAUGAAACGUUUUCCUUAAUCAUCAAAAAGAAUUCUCUUUUAAAUAUAUAUUUAAAUAUUAUACAUGUAUAUUUUUAA